Ceratitis capitata (Mediterranean fruit fly) is the source of this 2539-nucleotide messenger RNA. RefSeq names its product nuclear transcription factor Y subunit beta. The coding region runs from base 794 to 2290 and encodes 498 amino acids. The transcript has 3 exons. Gene Ontology annotation, biological process: regulation of transcription by RNA polymerase II. Gene Ontology annotation, cellular component: nucleus; transcription regulator complex. The record is from RefSeq and is a predicted model, not a curated record. NCBI's taxonomy places the organism in Eukaryota, Metazoa, Arthropoda, Insecta, Diptera, Tephritidae.
GUUGCAGGGCGUUUGCUGCGAACGAAAGUGUUGGCAGAAAGUUCUAAGUUGCUAACAAAAAUACACACAGACACUACAUACAUACAUGCAAAUACAUACAUAUAUGUAUGUAUGUAUGUAUGUAUUUACAAAUAUUUCACUUGGUGCACAAGGCUCAAUAAACUAUUGGUAAAUAAUUAAUUAAAUAAAAAGUGUUGAAAGGUGAAAUUAAAAGUUCUCAUUUGCAACAAAAAAAAAAGCAUCCACCAUAGAGCGGCGUCUGCGCAGUACAAUUAUUGGUAGAGUUGCUGCCACACCAAUACUAGCACAUAUUAACUUAACGGUUGCAACACCCACAAGUGUACUACAAAAGUUAACGGAACUCAUACCAAAAACGUUAAUAGAGCGCCACGGCGAGAGAGCGACACGCCGAGCGAAGUAGUUGAGAGAGCGCUGCCAAACUAUUGUUGCCAAUGCGCAAUACACAGAGCCAAAUGCAGUUCAAUGUAUAAAUGCACAUCUGUAUGUAUGCACAUAUAUGUGUGCGUGUAAAGGAGAGUAAAUUUACGUUGUGUGCAAAUAACAGUUAGAUAAAGUGUAUACACAAAGAACGUUGCAAUUGUGUAAUUGGUAAGAAAAGUGUUAAAAUCGUUGCUAUCGGAAGUAAAAACUGCAUUUAAGCGCACACCAGCGUGAUCUAACGGUAUUUAAGUAGUUGUAUUGAAGUUUUCAAGUCAAUCUUUGGCAAUAAAUAAAGUUAAAAAACAGCAAAAUAGCGGCCAUUGAGGCUGAGCCGACACCAAAUGUGGGUGAGAUGGCAUUCUCACGCCACAACAUCGAAAAGAGGCGCCUCAUCGAGUUGGUGCGCGUGAAUCCCAUACUCUGGGACUGUCGCCUGCCGCACUACAAGCGGUCGGAUAAGAAGAAGGCGCUGAAAUGGAAUGAGCUUGGGCGCGUAUUCGGCGUAAGCGGGGAGCGAGUGCAGCGCACGUUCACUUCACUUCGUGAGAUAUUUCGGCGCGAGUUGAAUCACGAGAAGAUGUUGGGUGUACGUUUCAAGUCCAAGUGGGAGUAUUACGAUGCGAUGGCUUUUCUUAAGGAAGUCAUAAGGGAGCGCAAAUCACGCGAACGUAAUAAAACAGCUGCCGAUGUUAAUACUCAACAACAACAACAACUGCAACAAGCACAGCAUAGCAAUAACAAUAGCAGCGCCAUCGAUGAGUAUCAAUAUUUCGCGCCGAACGAUCCGAAUAAUCCCAACAAUCAACAGUACGCGCGUGAAAGCGAACAAAAACAGCAACAACAACAACAACAGCAACAUCCACCACCGCCAUACCAGCCGUUGCAGCAACAACAGCAGCAGGAGCAGCCGCCGAUCGGCUUGUGCUUGCCACAAAUGCAACAACUGACGCUCACGGCAAGUGCACCAACAGCCCUGCCACAUACGCAACACAGUCCACAUAUUCCAACGUUAAUUGGCGCUCAACAGCAGCAACAGCAGCAGCCGCAGCAACAACAACAGCCUCCAGAUGUGAUACUCAACUUAAACGCCAAUGCGUUGUCCACAUUACAAAACCUCGGUAAUGGCAAUCCUAUGCUAGCCGAUGAUACCAGACUCUCCUCACAACAGCAACAGCAGCGCCAAACGCCCUUACAACCAGCGCAGCUGAAGUUAAAGCUACAACAGCAACAACAACAACAUCAACCAUCACAACUACCUGCACCACCUGACACUCAUGCUUUGGUAGCCAUUUCGAGUUCACACUCAUCCGCUUCGAGCUCACCGUCGAUUUACAUUAAAGAUGAACCCGAUUCACCGGAUACACUUUCGCUCACUACGGUGACCAUUAAUGAGCACAAUUCAUCUUAUUCACCGCGUCGCAACGCAUCACCCACAAUGGCAGCAGUCAAGUACAAGCACAAUUCAAAUUUAAAUUCACUUCCAAAACCGAUUGCCAUGCAUCUCAGCAAUACUAACAACAACAACAACAGCAAUGGUGUUUUUAAAAGUCAAACUAAAACCCAUUUGCCACCUUCGUCAGCAAGUCUGGUCAUUGAUGAAGAUUUUGCUGAGCCCGAUCUGGAAUUAGAUGAUCUCGACGAUCCGGAUGUUGAUAUGUUGGAUGAUGGGCGGCUCUCGGCCGCAAGCACAUAUACAAUGGGCAUGUUGACAAAGCCAAGUCAGCCUUCGGCUCGUGAAAUACUCUACACCAAGUUCGGCGAUUUUUUGGCUGCGCGCCUAAAUACGCUGAAUGAGACGGUUGCCAAUGAUUUGAUGAAUCGGAUUUUGUUAUUGAUUGCAGAGAAGUGAAGAGACUUCAAAUUGCCAUAUUCUGCUAAGCGGAUUUUUUUUUACAGACUUUUUAAGUGUUCCAUAUUAGAAUGACAAUUUUAGUGAAGUAAAAUAAUUUUUUUUUAUGUCUAAGUGUGUAAGUGUUUUUCUCAUGUAAAUAUGUAUUUUAGAAGAUCAUUCAUCAUUUAUCUAUAUGCAUUUUAAUAAGAUUUAAUCUGUGGAAGUCUGAAUAUAAACUUAUUUGCAAUAUCAGCGGGAAAUUUUCCA